GAUUGUGGCAGAUUUGGACUCAGAGAACCGAUCUUGUUUGAGUUCUGCACUUGUAAGCGCAGCGCGCGAGGAUGAUUGUAUUGACCGAUGUCGAUGGGAUAUCAGUCGACCUGGGAGGCGAUUGCGUAUUAUGCAAAGCCUUAUCACAGCUGGUGCGGAUGUAAAUUGGGAGGAGCCAGAGGGAUGGCUGUCCCAGCAUAGGCCAGUCCCAGGACUGAAUGUGUUCUGGACUUUGCUUGAAGAUGGUCUGUCAUCCCCUAGAGAUGAGAUUCUUCUUCUUCUAAGUAAUGGGCUGCAACUCGAGAAGGCGCGUGCCGAUAAUGGCCGUACACCACUAUUCGGCCUUGUUUAUGAGCAGCAACACGAUAUAAGUCUCGCCGAAGCAUUCCUUACUGCAGGAGCAAAAGCAACUGCUAAAGACGCUAACCUGGAUACAUCUCUACAUUUCGCCGGCAAUCGUUGCUUUGCGGAGCUACUGUUCAAGUUCGGUGCACAAGUUUCUGCAGAAGAUCGUGACGGCUUUACGCCGCUUCAUAUGGCCUGCAGAUACCGGCGCCCAGAUGUCGCAGAGUUUCUUCUAUCGAAAGGGGCCACGGUUGAUGCGACUACCAGUGAAAAGCAAUGGACACCACUUCUACUCGCAACAGAUCCGAGGAAGAACGAUACAUGUAUCGAAGAUCGGGAACAGCACGAGAAGCUCAUCGAACUUCUUUUCGCGCAUGGUGCGAAUGUGCAGGCCACUACUUCAGACGGACGAACAGUACUCCAUAAUGCGGCACGCGCCGGCAACCUCGACCUCGUGAAGUAUGUGGUUGACCAUGGCGUGGACGUUUGCGCCGUCACGUCAAACGGGAAAACGGCUUUGCAUUUGGUUGGCAACUUGUCACGUCCACACGACCCCCAGAUAGCCCAAAGGCUUGCGAUUAUACACUUUCUUCUUGAGCAUGGUGCCGAUAUCAACGCCCAAGAUCAGGCAGGAUCAACACCAUUGCACGAUUCCUGGUCCUGCGCUCACUACUACGUCCAUAGCUCCUUUCAGUAUGACUGCCGCUUCAGCCCCGAUCUCUUCAACUUGCUCCUGAAUAAAGGCGCCGAUAAACUUGCGAGAGACGAACAGAUGCGAACACCAACUGAGCUCAUUGAUCGCGAGAAAUGGAUGUUGGACGAGGACGGUUUUGUAUGUGCAAAACUCAAGCCAGUUAGAAGCCCUCCUAGGAGAGGAGGAAGAGGAAGAGGGAACUGAAUGCAGUGAAUCUCGGA
Bipolaris sorokiniana ND90Pr is the source of this 1260-nucleotide messenger RNA. RefSeq lists its product as uncharacterized. The record is from RefSeq and is a predicted model, not a curated record. Gene Ontology annotation, molecular function: protein binding. Bases 131 to 1243 code for a protein of 370 amino acids. The transcript has a single exon. Lineage: Eukaryota; Fungi; Ascomycota; Dothideomycetes; Pleosporales; Pleosporaceae.